AUGAUUAAUUUAAAAACUAGAACAAUAUCACUGACUUUUUUAAAAUUUUAUUUAACCAAAUUAAAUCAUUUUUCAACUAGUUCUAUACAGUUGGAACGAGCAAGGAAAAAUUUUAUAAAAACAAACAAUAAUACUUUCAAAAACAACAAUAUUAUUAGAACAAGAAUUAGCAGUAAUAUUGGCAAGAAGGAUGGUAUUAAUAUUAGUACUGAAAAGAGAAAGAAUGAUGUUGAUAAUGAAAAAAACGAAAAUGAAGAAUCAAAUCGCAAAUUAUUCAAUCAAAUAGUUCCACCACUUACUACAAUUCGUGAAAUAGAAGCCAUGGGUUUAGGCAAACCUCAUAAAAUUAAAACUAGUAGAUAUGCAACCAAAGUAGCAAUAAAAGAAAAGAUAAAAUUAAAAGAGAGGAUCAAAGAAGUUUAUCAUGAGCCGGAAGAAGAAUUAGAACUUCCUCAUCUAUCAUUUUUUGCAGGGGCGAAAUGUGCGACAUCAUUCCCAGACGAAGAUUUGCCUGAAUUAGCAUUUGUUGGAAGAUCAAAUGUUGGUAAAUCUUCUUUGAUUAAUGCAUUGGCUGAUACAACCAUAGUUAGGACCUCGGAUAAACCUGGUUUAACACAACAAAUCAAUUUUUUUGCAGCUGGCCGGAUCGAAACUUAUAUAUCUACAAGGAAAACUUUAAAGAGGUUAUAUGUUCUUUUGGAUGCUAGACAUGGAAUUAAAAUAGCAGAUAUUGAAUUUUUAAAAAUGCUUGAUGAGAAAAAUGUUACAUUCCAAAUAAUUCUUACAAAAUGCGACCUAGUAAUUCCACCUGAUUUAGCGCGUCGACAUUUUUUAGUACAAGAAACUUUAAGAAAUAAUUAUACAAAUUCAAUCGAUCCGCCUUUAAUGGUGUCAUCAGUUAGGAAAAAAAGUGGCAUCAUAAAAUUAAGAAAAGAAUUGUUACUUGUAAUUGGCGCAUUGGAUAAAGCGAGGGAAGUUAUGAGACGAAAAAAUACAUCAUUGAAAUUAAAUAAGGCAAAAGAUAAAAAUAAUAAUAAUAAUUAUAAUAAUAGUUUUGUUAAAAGUAAUAAUGCAAAAAAAUUUAAUCGUAGAACAAAGAAGACAAGAUAG
Entrophospora candida is the source of this 1110-nucleotide messenger RNA. The record is from the annotation of a GenBank genome assembly. Lineage: Eukaryota; Fungi; Glomeromycota; Glomeromycetes; Entrophosporales; Entrophosporaceae.